AUGCUAAGCAGACUUUUCCGACUCCAUGGCCUGUUCGUGGCCUCCCAUCCUUGGGAGGUGAUUGUGGCCACUGUGACUCUCACCAUUUGCAUGAUGUCCAUGAACAUGUUCACUGGCAAUAACCGCAUUUGUGGUUGGAACUUUGACUGCCCCAAGUAUGAGGAGCAAGUCCUCAGCAGUGACAUCAUCAUUCUGACAAUCACACGAUGCAUUGCAAUUGUCUACAUUUACUUCCAAUUUCAAAACCUUCGGCAGCUUGGAUCAAAGUAUAUACUGGGUAUUGCUGGACUUUUCACUAUCUUCUCUAGUUUUGUAUUCAGCACUGUUGUGAUUCAUUUCUUGGAUAAGGAGCUGACCGGUUUAAAUGAGGCAUUGCCGUUCUUCCUGCUCCUGAUUGACCUCUCCAAAGCGUGUGCUCUGGCAAAAUUUGCACUGAGUUCAAACUCACAGGAUGAGGUUAGAGAAAACAUAGCAAGAGGAAUGGCAGUACUGGGUCCAACAUUCACUCUGGAUGCGCUGGUGGAGUGUCUAGUAAUUGGUGUCGGGACCAUGUCAGGUGUUCGCCAGCUUGAGAUCAUGUGCGGCUUUGGAUGCAUGUCUGUCCUCGCCAAUUACUUCGUCUUCAUGACUUUCUUCCCAGCCUGUGUCUCGUUAGUGCUUGAGUUAUCCAGGGAAAGCAGAGAGGGACAUCCUAUCUGGCAGCUGAGCCACUUUGCCCGUGUCCUGGAGGAAGAGGAGGACAACAAACCCAAUCCAGUCACACAGAGAGUCAAGAUGAUCAUGUCUCUUGGCCUGGUGAUGGUUCACGCUCACAGUCGAUGGAUUGCUGAUCCGGCAUCUCCAAAUAGAACCCUGGAUGUUCCCCAAGUGGGAAUGAGUUUAAAUUCACCCAAGAGGAUUGAGCCGGAUAUGCCCUUGUGGCAGUUCUACCUGUCCAGAAUGAUCAGCAUGGACAUUGAGCAGGUCAUCACUUUAGGUCUUGCCCUCUUCCUGGCCAUGAAGUACAUCUUCUUUGAGCAGGUGGAAAUGGAGUCUACGCUGUCUCUUAAAGUCUCUCCUCCCAGCACCAAGCUCACACAGAGAUGGUAUCCUAAUCAGUGCUGCAGGAAGGAAGUGACCCCCUGCUCUAACAGGUCCGAGAAGCCCACUGCUCCUCCUCCUCCUCCUCCUCCUAUCACUAAAGAGGAAAGAGAUUUAGUGAUAAAGCCAUUGCCUACCAAGACUGAGCCAAUUCCAAGAAGCAUGUUUGUGGUGGGAGAGGGAGAAACCUUGGACAAUAGUGUUGUAGUGGAACCUCAGCCCAGCAUCUCUUCAGAGUCCAGGCCAGUGGAAAAGUGCUUGACCAUUCUGCAAGACCCACAGAUGGGUGCUCAAUUCCUGAGCGAUGCUGAGGUUAUUAUGUUAGUAAAUGCGAAGCACAUUCCUGCCUAUAAGCUGGAGGCAGUGAUGGAGAGCCCACAGAGAGGGGUGAUGAUCCGCAGGAAGAUGCUCCGCCCCAAACUUCCAAAGACUUCUGCACUCACCUGCCUUCCCUACAAAGACUACAACUACUCUCAGGUGAUGGGAACUUGCUGUGAGAACAUCAUUGGUUACAUGCCUGUUCCAGUGGGGGUUGCAGGCCCUCUGCUGUUGGACGGAAAGCAGUUUCAGGUCCCACUGGCUACGACCGAGGGCUGUCUUGUGGCCAGCACAAACCGAGGCUGCAGAGCAAUAGCUCUGGCUGGUGGAGUCAGCAGCAGGCUUUUGGCUGAUGGUAUGACCCGUGGCCCUGUAGUUCGCUUAUCUUCCGCCUGCAAAGCCGCUGAGGUCAAGGCAUGGCUUGAGAGCCCAGAGGGCUACAAGUGCAUUAAAGAGGCAUUUGACCACACUAGCAGGUUUGCUCGUUUAGAGAAGCUCCUGAUUGGCCUUGCUUCACGAAAUCUGUAUAUACGCUUUCAGUCCCAAACUGGAGAUGCCAUGGGAAUGAACAUGAUUUCAAAGGGAACAGAGCAAGCUCUGGCAAGGCUUAAAGAAGAAUUCCCUGAGCUGCAGGUCCUGGCAGUUAGUGGGAACUACUGCACUGAUAAAAAACCAGCUGCUAUUAACUGGAUCGAGGGCAGGGGAAAGUCAGUGGUGUGUGAAGCGAUCAUACCUGCUCAAGUUGUUAGAGAGGUUUUAAAGACCAGUACGGAAGCUCUGGUGGAGCUAAAUAUCAAUAAAAACCUUGUGGGUUCUGCCAUGGCAGGAAGUAUUGGGGGCUAUAAUGCUCAUGCCGCCAACAUUGUUGCUGCCAUUUACAUCGCAUGUGGACAGGACCCGGCUCAGACAGUGGGCAGCUCUAACUGUAUCACCCUAAUGGAAGCAGCUGGACCCGCAACAGAGGAUCUCUACAUCAGCUGCACCAUGCCUUCCAUUGAGCUGGGCACUGUAGGAGGAGGCACCAAUCUGGCACCUCAGCAAGCCUGUCUGCAGAUGUUAGGUGUGCAAGGUGCCAGUGAGACGUGUCCUGGUGAGAAUGCCCGGCAGCUUGCCAAGGUGGUGUGUGCUACCGUGCUGGCAGGGGAAAUAUCGCUCAUGGCUGCUCUUGCUGCUGGACAGUUAGUCAAAAGUCACAUGACACAUAAUAGGUCAAAAGUUAAUUUACAGGACACACCACGAAGCUGUACAAAACAGGCACCUUGAAACUUAGAGGCCUAACGUGGGGAUGACGUAAGCAGCACAAAAGGAAAAAGACUCAAAAGGGGAAGGGGGAAAAAAAAUAAAUAAAAACCACACCACAUACAUUUGAGUACUUUUACGAAUGAGUAAAAGUCAAAUGGAUGGUCGAAACCAAAAAUAUUUCCAACACCCAGUCCAGGGGAAAAAUGCUUUCAUUCUCAUUUACGGAGUGCCACAAUCAUCUCAAAGA
Molecule: messenger RNA, 2887 nt
Organism: Neoarius graeffei (lesser salmon catfish)
Lineage: Eukaryota; Metazoa; Chordata; Actinopteri; Siluriformes; Ariidae
Gene: hmgcra
Product: 3-hydroxy-3-methylglutaryl-CoA reductase a
Exons: 19
Coding region: 1-2661 (886 amino acids)
Biological process (GO): coenzyme A metabolic process; isoprenoid biosynthetic process; sterol biosynthetic process
Cellular component (GO): peroxisomal membrane; endoplasmic reticulum membrane
Molecular function (GO): hydroxymethylglutaryl-CoA reductase (NADPH) activity; NADP binding; protein binding
Source: RefSeq, a predicted model, not a curated record